CGCGGCACCGCGAACUGAAGAGCCGGGCGGCGGCCCGACCUCUCCCGGCCCGGCAAGUGGAACAGGGCCGCCUCCAGCCCCAUGAGGACCCCCAGGCCGGAGCUGAGAGCCUGGCGCAGCCCGGACCGAAAUCUUGCGGCGGCCUCGGAGCGUUAGACAGGAUGCGGCUGGGCCGCCGGGCCCUCUGUGUGCUGGUCCUGCUGCUCGCCUGCGCCUCGCUGGGGCUCCUGUACGCGAGCACCCGGGUCGCACCGGGCCUCCAGGCACCUCUUGCGCUGUGGACGCCCCCGCAGGGCAACCCCAGGCCAGAAUUGCCAGGUCUUGCCCCCGAGUCCCGGUACGCACACAUCCCAGUCAGGAUCAAGGAGCAAGUGGUGGGGCUGCUGUCCAGAAAAAACUGCAGUUGUGAAUCCAGUGGGGGGAGCCUUCACCUCCCCUUCCAGAGGCAGGUCCAAGCCAUUGACUUCACCAAGGCCUUUGACCCUGAGGAGCUGAGGGCUGCGUCUGCCUUGAGGGAGCAGGAGUUCCAGGCCUUCCUUUCAAGGAGCCAGUCUGCUGCUGACCAGCUGCUCAUAGCCCCUGCCAACUCCCCACUACAGUACCCCCUGCAGGGUGUGGAGGUCCAGCCCCUCAGGAGCAUCUUGGUGCCAGGACUGAGCCUGCAGGCCACUUCUGGUCAGGAGGUUUACCAGGUGAACCUGACUGCCUCCUUGGGUGCCUGGGACGUGGCAGGGGAAGUGACUGGAGUGACUCUCACUGGAGAGGGGCAGCCAGAUCUCACCCUCGCCAGCCCAGGGCUGGACCAACUCAAUCGGCAGCUGCAACUGGUCACUUAUAGCAGCCGAAGCUACCAGGCAAACACAGCAGACAUAGUCCGGUUCUCCACCGAGGGACACGAAGUUGCCUUCACCAUACGCAUAAGACACCCACCCAGCCCUCAGCUGUACCCACCUGGGUCUCUACCCCUGGGAGCCCAGUACAACAUCAGCGCUCUGGUCACCAUUGCCACUAAGACCUUCCUUCGUUACAAUCGGCUACGAGCACUCAUCGCCAGCAUCCGCCGCUUCUACCCGACAGUCACAGUGGUAAUCGCCGACGACAGCGACAAGCCAGAGAGCAUUAGAGGUCCCCACAUCGAGCACUAUCUCAUGCCUUUUGGCAAGGGCUGGUUCGCAGGCCGGAACCUGGCCGUAUCUCAAGUAACCACCAAGUACGUGCUGUGGGUGGACGACGACUUCGUCUUCACGGCGCGGACACGACUGGAGAGGCUUGUGGACGUGCUGGAGCGAACGCCGCUGGACCUGGUGGGGGGCGCGGUGCGCGAGAUCUCCGGCUUCGCCACCACCUACCGGCAGCUGCUGAGCGUGGAGCCCGGCGCGCCAGGCCGCGGGAACUGCCUCCGGCAGAAGCGCGGCUUCCACCACGAGCUCGUCGGCUUCCCAGGGUGCGUGGUCACCGACGGCGUGGUCAACUUCUUCCUGGCGCGCACUGACAAGGUGCGCGAAGUCGGCUUUGACCCGCGCCUCAGCCGCGUGGCGCACCUGGAAUUCUUCCUGGAUGGACUUGGUUCUCUUCGGGUGGGCUCCUGCUCAGACGUUGUUGUGGAUCAUGCAUCCAAGUUGAAGUUGCCUUGGACAUCAAAGGAUGCUAGGGCAGAGACUUAUGCUCGGUACCGUUACCCGGGAUCACUGGAUGAAAGUCAGGUGGCCAAACACCGCCUGCUCUUCUUCAAACACCGGCUCCAGUGCAUGACCUCAGAGUGACGGCCACUCGGGGCCUUCCAACUGUCAGGAAUAUCUAGCAAACCCCACCAGCCAGUGACCACUCCACUGACUGUCCCCAAUCUCCUUCAGAACUUGAUCCCAAAUAGGGGCUUGUCCUGGUGACAUUCCUCCUUUCUGCGAGUGCCCGGGGGCAUGAUGGAGCCAUAACUCAUCCCACAGCCAGUGCCAAGUCCUCCCCCCACCCCCUUCCCAUAGGGCAGGAAGUUGGGGGUUGCUUUCCAAGUGCCAAAGAGCCCACGGGGACUCUAAAAACCUAAAGCGGAAACACUCUCCUCUCAUCUCCUUGGGACCAAGGGGGUGGGGAAGCCCCCAGUAUAUAUUCCCAGGGCUGGGCCUCCCUCGCGUCCCUGGAUCCAAGACUCUGUGCAGCGACUGCAGCCCCACCCCAUGGAGAGAACUGGUGAUGGGAGCUGGUUGUGGGGACCAGUGAACAUACAGGUGAAAGCCAUUUUCAGUUGUGUCUCUGCAAUGCUGUGCGCACGGAGGAACGGGGCACCAAGGGUCUAUGUGCGGACACCCAGACUCACUUCAUGAACCUCAGAGGCUCUCAGCUUCGUUUUAUUAGUUACAUUAAGUAAGGGGGCUCAGGGACCCUGGCUCUCCUCACACACAUGCUGUUGGGACCCUCCACACUCCACGUGACCGGGUCAGACCCACACUGUGCAAGUCUUUGGACCAGUGAGCUCCUGGAAAAGGGAAGGGACAUGUCAGAAGUAGAUUAGGUGCCCCCCCCCCUCCCUCACCCAAGAUUUGGCAGUCCUCUCAGGGGUUUACCGCCUGCUUUGGAACCUUAGUUCCUCAGUUCUUCACCCACAGCUGGGCCCAGUCUCCCUGGUUGAGUCUUAUAUAGA
Molecule: messenger RNA, 2635 nt
Organism: Kogia breviceps (pygmy sperm whale)
Lineage: Eukaryota; Metazoa; Chordata; Mammalia; Artiodactyla; Physeteridae
Gene: B4GALNT1
Product: beta-1,4-N-acetyl-galactosaminyltransferase 1
Biological process (GO): ganglioside biosynthetic process
Cellular component (GO): Golgi membrane
Molecular function (GO): acetylgalactosaminyltransferase activity
Source: RefSeq, a predicted model, not a curated record